Molecule: messenger RNA, 1760 nt
Organism: Cyprinodon variegatus (sheepshead minnow)
Lineage: Eukaryota; Metazoa; Chordata; Actinopteri; Cyprinodontiformes; Cyprinodontidae
Product: zinc finger protein 385D-like
Exons: 8
Coding region: 113-1255 (380 amino acids)
Cellular component (GO): nucleus
Molecular function (GO): zinc ion binding; nucleic acid binding
Source: RefSeq, a predicted model, not a curated record
CGCUGCAGUGAGAAACAUAGCCCGAUGAAGAGAAACGAAAGCCUAAUUUUUGCUCAGAGAUGAAAAGCUCUUUAUUCAAACACUGAGCUGUGGGAAUUCACUCUGUGCCGGCAUGUAUUUUGGUAAUAUCUACCACGGUCCCCUGCCACCUCUGGCUCAUCACACGCUGGGCAGAACCCAGCCCUCCCCAGAUCCCAAGGCUCUUUUCCCCCUCCAUCUGCUGCCUGGAUUCGCCAAUCAGAUGGAUCAACCUAGCUUUGGGUUAACAUCUCCCCUGAAGAGGAAACCCAGCUCCUGUGGUGUUUGUCGAGUGAGAUUCACCCCUGAGGCUGAAGCAUCCUUUAACUACAGUGGCACAAGGCAUGAGAAAAAUCUCAAAGCUGUGGACUCCUCAGAUUCAAAGAUCAAGACCUCUGAACUAGUCGUCAAGGAAACCACAUCGCAAAUCUUCUCGUCAUCCUGCUUGCAGCCCUCUGGCUCUGACACGACAUCAGAAGAGCCCUCAGCCCCAAACUCCUCUUCAGACACAUCGUUGAGUACUGGUCUCCCUGAGACAUCGAAAGAGCCCACCAACCACUCCCUGCCAGCCAGUCCGAGGACAGCUGAGAAAGAUGGAGAAGCAGAGACUCCAGAUAGAGAGACAGAGGAGGAGAAAGCAAAACGCCUUCUCUACUGCUCCCUCUGCAAGGUGGCUGUGAAUUCUGCCUCUCAGCUACAGGCUCACAAUAGCGGUACCAAGCACAAAACCAUGCUGGAGGCUAGAAGCGGUGAUGGAGCCAUUAAGUCAUUUCCCAGGAUAGGGGUCAAAGCUAAGAUGGUUGCUCCAUCUGAGCCACCAACUGGACUGCAGAACAAAACAUUUCAUUGUGAGAUAUGCGAUGUGCAUGUGAACUCUGAGACUCAGCUCAAACAGCAUAUCAGCAGCAGAAGACACAAGGAUAGAGCAGCAGGUAAACCAGCCAAGCCGAAGUUCAGCCCCUACACUCCCACCCAGAGGCUUCAAAGUCUCCAGGCUAUAAGACUUACUCUGCGAAAGAACCAAGACUUGAGCAAACCUAUGGCCUCCUUCCUUCUUCAUCGUCAACUGUCCAUCGCUGCUGCUUCCAUUCCUCCGUUGUCGACCUUCCCUCUCCAGAGUGCCACACACUCAGGCCCCGCCUUGCUUCAUGGUCAGCCCCUCCCACAGACUAUGUUUCAUCCAGCCUCUGGAGCCAUCUGUUCUCCACACACAUCGAUUCUGUUUUCCCCCUUCUGACUCCAUCAAGACCCAGAUCUGGAAAAUGAUCUGACCUAAGACAUUACUUCCUAUUCCCAACAAAUCAGCAGACUGUCAUGGAUCGCAAAGCUGAGUGGUUGAAGGCACUGGGGUCAUGAGAUAUGUUGCACAGUGUUGACAUAAAAAAAGAAAAAUGGUGAAAAAAAAAAAGGUAAAUCUAGAGACUCUAAGUUUGUUCAGGUGCUAUGUAGCUGUCAUAAGUCUGCAGCUGGUGGAACAAAACACAUCAAGGCUAUUAUGGGAUAUAAAAUCCCUUACAGGUAUGUACAAAUGCUGAGCAUUUUAGUUUAAUUCAUGUCAUUAUUCCAUUCAAAUUCUUUUUUUUUUAUCAUAUACAUUUAAGCUUAAAAAGAGGAAAUAUUUCUGCAUGGUUACAGGUUACUCUUUGGUAAGCAUAUCAGCUAUUUAAAAACUAGCAGUUUUUGUAUGAUCUGAAAAAAAAAAUUCUGAAAUGACUCGCUCAGUCUAACCUUCAAAUGUUGUU